Molecule: messenger RNA, 3867 nt
Organism: Ixodes scapularis (black-legged tick)
Lineage: Eukaryota; Metazoa; Arthropoda; Arachnida; Ixodida; Ixodidae
Product: solute carrier family 35 member E2A
Exons: 7
Coding region: 415-1596 (393 amino acids)
Cellular component (GO): Golgi apparatus
Molecular function (GO): antiporter activity
Source: RefSeq, a predicted model, not a curated record
AGCAAUGGCGGCGUGCAGGAGGAGUUAAAUGCCACAACAACAAUGUAUGGUUAACAGCGGGUUUGUUCGACGUGUCAAAAUAUUUCACAUAACUAAAUCGGCAAACCUGUACCGGAAAACUUGAGGGACCAUAGACGUCCAGAGGCGUCCCAUAUAUUUGUCGAGGUGUCCUCGUAAAAGCGCAAAAACGGAGGAAAAGGGUGUACGUCGGCUUUCCUGCCUAACACUGCGAUUCAUGGUAAAUUUCCCACGAGUGCAAGCGCAAAUUUCAUUAUCGGGCGCAGCUGCGCCUUUGCAGCUUUUUGUUUAGUUUUUAUUUUGCAUGGAAUAUUUCAUCAACAACUGCCAGUCUGACGCGAAAAAAACAACAAAAAAAACACCGGGCGACAGUUGUGCGUUUAUUGGGCUCUCAAAAUGACCGAAUCGUCAACAACUUCGUUGGAUCCCGUCCCGAUGGCUGCCCAGCCGCCGGGAGAACUCGCCGAGGACAAUGAGGUCCUCAAGGGCUGGCCUUACACGGAGCGGGUGAACCACAGGGGCUCCAAGGACCUCAAUGCCAAGGGCAUGCACCCGUUCUACGGACCGUUCUCCCGCGAGGUGGAGCUCAAGAGCCUCCCGAGCGGGAGCCUGGAGAAGCGGAGCGGCCUAUACAGCGGGCACGCCGUGGUCGUGCUCGUCGUCUGGUACUUGUUCAGCUUCACGACGCUCAUGCUCAACAAGUGCAUCCUGACCUAUCAGAGCGGGGACCCCGUGGUGCUGGGUGCAGUGCAGAUGCUGACUUGCUUUAUCUGCGGCUACGUACAGAUGCGGGCAACCACCAGGAGAAAACUGCACGCAGAGAACUCUCCAAAGAUGCACAAUGUCAUUCUGGUUGGUUCCCUCAGGUUCAGCACCGUGUUCCUGGGACUGGUGGCACUGUGGUACGUGCCAGUGUCGUUCGCCGAAACGGUCAAAAGUUCUGCGCCGGUCUUCACGGUGGUCAUCUCGCGCCUGGUGCUUGGCGAGACGACCACGUGGCUGGUCAACAUGAGCCUGUUUCCCGUCAUGGGGGGCCUGGCCCUGUGCAGUGCCAAUGAACUGAGCUUCAAUCUGCCCGGCUUUAUGGCCUCCCUGUGCACCAACUUGUCCGAGUGUUUCCAGAAUGUCUUCUCCAAGCGUCUGCUGAGCGACGAAAAAGUCAAACUCCUGCCGGUGGAGCUGCAGUGCUACACGAGCCUGAGCUCGGUGUUCAUCCUGGUGCCGGCCACCCUGGCCCUGGUGGACUUCCGCAAGGUCUGGGAGCACACCAGCUGGUCCUGCUUGGGCACCCUGGCACUGGGGGGCAUCUCCUUCCACUGCCAGAGCUUCACCGAGUACAUCCUGCUCGGCUACAUCUCGCCAGUCACCCACAGUGUGGCCAACACGGUCAAGCGGGCACUGAUGAUCUGGCUGUCCAUCCUGGUCUUCGGGAACAACGUGACCUUCCUGAGUGGCCUGGGCACACUUGUGGUCACUGCGGGUGUGUUCCUGUACAACCACGCGCGCAACGUGGCGGCCAAGUUGGACCAGUACGACGUUACCCUGAGCACGGUCAAGGUCACCGACCACGACGUCUGAUGACGGCACCUGAAAAUGGCACGUCCCGCUGGUCGGUUUAAAUGGUGCCGGGCAGGAAUGUGAAAUGUGCGUCUUUUGAACUCUUACGUACGCACUGCAGUCACGUGGACCGCUUGAGUCGGGGUGCAAGCGAUAUUGCAAGGCCUUCUCUGUGCGAGUUGUGGGACUUUUUCAUUCCAUGUAUCUAGAAAACCGUGCUUUGAUCGGAAGAGACUGCCAAUCAAGUCCUUAGCUGUAAGGGCGGUACCUACCCAAAGUCCACCACACACCGGCGGAUGGCAUUGCGUAUGAACGAGCAGCCGUAGUCCGCUGAAACUAGCGUGUUCAGUGUCGCAGGAAGCGUCUGCCUUCAUAAAUGGAUUUACUAUCAAUUAAUCCUCUCGUGUAAGUUUGUGCAGUUGUGUCGCGCGAGUUAUUCAGUCAAUAAUUUUUUACUUUAAAGCUGAGAGUCGCCGAGUUGAACGGAGUUACGAAAGUUUCCAGGCGCGUGCGAAAGGGUCGAGGCAAUUGUGUAGCUCUGCUAAGUUCUGGAUGAGCGAAUGUUAAUUUAAGUGCACUCUCGCAGUUCUUGCAACAGCUAAGAAGAGCUGUUAUAACUAUAAGCAUGGGUGCCCGUUGUACAUUACAACUACGGCUAUAUGUUCGCUGGUUAUGAACGUUACUAUCCGAGGGUAUAAAAAGGAGGGAUUAUCGUCUGUGCCACGAUGACGCUACGACGCAGCCAUUGCGUCGAGCAACCCAUGGGUGUGUCUGCGGUACUUUCCUCGUAGGCUCCACAAGCCUUCCUCUGUGAUAACCGAGCUGUCGUCUCUGUCGACUGUCUAUGGGUAUUACGUCUACGCUCAGCUGUCAGUCAAAGGACGCACAUUACUAAUCUCAUACCAGACGUUAUUGUCCCAUGUUUUACGACAGCAGUGAUUGUUGCGGUGAAAAGAGCAACUUUUCCCCAGAAACAUUCCUACUCUUUGUUGGAAUCUGAUUUCAAAGCGUGUCAUGCAUGCCUAUGUGCUGCCCUCUCAAGAGACUGCCAUCGUAGCACUUGUCUGCAUUGAACUUCCAGACUUCUUUGAAAGAUUAGGAGUUGAUCUGCCUAUUCUACACAAUUCUACUAUAUACAUUGCUACAUAUACAACAUGUCCCCCCCCCCCCCCCCAAAAAAAAAAAAAGAAGAAAAAAAAAGACUAGUGCAUUUUUAUUGCAGAAAUGAACUAAACAUGGCCGAAAAAUCAUUGUGUGUGCAAACGUGGCUCUGGCGGUCUAGACCACAUGCCAAAGUGUGGGUACUAACCGUUAUCCAAUUUAAAAGUUAUGCGAUUUUCUGAAACUUUCAAUGGGAAAAUGGGGCCCGUUUUCGGUGACUGGCACCAUUCAGCUUUAUGUAUUCGAGAGCUCCGUCGGCCACCAUUUUUCCAUUAAAAAUCUCAGAAAAUCACCAAUAACUUUUGAAUAAGAUAACCGGUUACUUCUGGAACAUUGGCAUCUGGUUUCGACUGCUAGCGCUACAUUUGGGCGAGGAGUGAGCGUUCGGCGAUACGUCAUCUAUUUAUGCGGUGAAAAAAACCCUGUCAAUUAUUUUUAGGACACCUGUUUUAAACCUUGAAACUGGCAUAUAAUUACUUGAGGUGUCACUCAGCUCCCGUUUAUUAUUAUUCUGUAAUCGUGAUUGACAGACAUUGUGUACGGAUACGUUUUAUCGGUCGGCCUUCUUGAAACUGGUUUAUUUGUAAGCUUGCAAGCGCAGGUGCAAAGUGGAAAGCAUGAACUUUUCUUGCAGGCUUGGGAUUUCGACCGCAUUUGAGAUGUUCUCCCUGAGCUUACUUUUUAUACGUAACUAGCAACUUAAAAGUGGUUGUUAACAGCCACGCAAUUGUUAGUUUUCUUCGUAGCGAGGUUGUGAAGCCAUUAUUUUAAGUUCCAGAGGCUUUUUGGUAUUUAUUUUCGCACGGCUUUCUCGAGACAUUUUUUUAAAGUGAGAGUUGCGUGCAAUAUUAUAUUUUGAUUGUUUCCUAAGGCCUGUCUCGAUGUAGGUAACAAGACUCAGUGGAGUGAACCAGCCAUUUGAAACAGCAAUCUUUCUAGAUGGGCUUGAAAUCUGUACUUGGGUAAUGGCACACAACCAGCAGAUGGCCCGUGGUGGCGGAAGAGUGUCACUUUUAGUUGCUUGCAAGCGCGCCUUUUUGUUCUGCUAAGGCUCUUUCGCACAGUGUUUGUUUUAUUAGUCAGGUAUUUCAGAUUUUAUUUUUGGAAAUAAAGGAAAAUGGGCAUUAUUUA